This is a messenger RNA of Cebus imitator (Panamanian white-faced capuchin), 3883 nucleotides long. RefSeq names its product lysophosphatidylcholine acyltransferase 1 (gene LPCAT1). Lineage: Eukaryota; Metazoa; Chordata; Mammalia; Primates; Cebidae. The transcript is spliced from 14 exons. Gene Ontology annotation, molecular function: calcium ion binding. Bases 112 to 1716 code for a protein of 534 amino acids. The record is from RefSeq and is a predicted model, not a curated record.
GCGCGCCCGGCCCGCUCCAGCCGCCUGGCAUCCUCGGCCCGCGCCCCGCCAGCCGCGGCCCCGCUCCGCGCCACAGCAGCCCGACUGCGCUCCACGCGGGACGGCGCGGCCAUGAGGCUGCGGGGAUGCGGCCCCCGGGCCGCCCCCGCCUCCAGCGCAGGGGCCGGCGACGCUCGGCUGCUGGCGCCCCCCGGGCGGAACCCCUUCGUGCACGAGCUGCGCCUCAGCGCCCUGCAGAAGGCCCAGGUGGCCCUCAUGACGCUGACGCUCUUCCCGGUCCGGCUCCUGGUUGCCGCCGCCAUGAUGCUGCUGGCCUGGCCCCUAGCACUUGUUGCAUCCCUGGGCUCUGCGGAGAAGGAACCCGAGCAGCCCCUGGCCCUGUGGAGGAAGGUUGUGGACUUCCUGCUGAAGGCCAUCAUGCGCACCAUGUGGUUUGCCGGCGGCUUCCACUGGGUGGCCGUGAAGGGGCGGCGGGCGCUGCCCACCGAGGCGGCCAUCCUCACGCUCGCGCCGCACUCGUCCUACUUCGACGCCAUCCCGGUGACCAUGACCAUGUCCUCCAUCGUGAUGAAGGCAGAGAGCAGAGACAUCCCGAUCUGGGGAACUCUGAUCCGGUACAUACGGCCCGUGUUCGUGUCCCGGUCAGACCAGGAUUCUCGCAGGAAAACAGUAGAAGAAAUCAAGAGACGGGCACAGUCCAACGGAAAGUGGCCGCAGAUAAUGAUUUUUCCAGAAGGAACUUGUACGAACAGGACCUGCCUAAUUACCUUCAAACCUGGUGCCUUCAUCCCCGGAGCUCCCGUCCAGCCUGUGGUUUUACGAUAUCCAAAUAAACUGGACACCAUCACAUGGACGUGGCAAGGACCUGGAGCGUUGGAAAUCCUGUGGCUCACGCUGUGUCAGUUUCACAAUCAAGUGGAAAUCGAGUUCCUUCCUGUGUACAGCCCUUCCGAGGAGGAGAAGAGGAACCCCGCGCUGUACGCCAGCAACGUGCGGCGAGUCAUGGCCGAAGCCCUGGGCAUCUCCGUGACUGACUACACUUUUGAGGACUGCCAGCUGGCCCUGGCGGAAGGACAGCUCCGUCUCCCGGCUGACACUUGCCUUUUAGAAUUCGCCAGGCUGGUGCGCGGCCUGGGGCUCAAACCAGAAAAGCUUGAAAAAGAUCUGGACAAAUACUCAGCAAGCGCCAGGGUGAAGGGAGGAGAGCCGAUCGGCAUUUCGGAGUUCGCAGCCUUCCUGGAAGUGCCCGUGUCCGACCUGCUGGAAGACAUGUUCUCCCUGUUCGACGAGAGCGGCCGCGGCAAAGUGGACCUGCGGGAGUGCGUGGUGGCCCUGUCUGUCGUCUGCCGGCCGGCCCGGACGCUGGACACCAUCCAGCUGGCUUUCAAGAUGUACGGGGCGCAGGAGGAUGGCAGCGUUGGCGAAGGCGACCUGUCCUGCAUCCUCAAGACGGCCCUGGGGGUGGCAGAGCUCACCGUGACCGACCUAUUCCGAGCCAUUGACGAGGACGAGAAGGGGAAGAUCACAUUUGCCGACUUCCACAGGUUUGCAGAGCUGUACCCGGACUUCGCAGAGGAGUACUUGUACCCCGAGCAGACGCAUUUCGAAAGCUGUGCGAAGACCCCACCUGCGCCAAUCCCAAACGGUUUCUGUGCCGAUUUCAGCCCCGAAAACUCGGACGCUGGGAGGAAGCCCGCUCGGAAGAAGCUGGAUUAGGACUGAGGGCUGCGUGAGACUCGCCCUUCCCGCGUGGCCGUCACCGCCACGAGCCUCUGAGAGUGACCUCGGGGCCCCGCUCCCCACUCCCGCUGUCCUGGCACUGCCUUCGGCCCGAGUUCCAGGGACCGCGGGGGCUGUUCUUAUUCUGUUCCUUGGUGAAGAGUCUGUUGCAGAACCGGCGCUUACUGUGCGAGAAUCGGAGGGCACGCACGCGGACCCCCGCCUGGCCUGGACUCUGGGGUCAGGUUCCCUGCCCGGCUGGGGGCACCGUGUCGCCCGGUGCUCUCCCACGGGGUCCUGGUUUCCAGUCUCUGUCACAGCCUCUUCCAGCGGCACUGUGCACCGGGCGGGCCUUCGUGCACACUCAGCACCCACCUGCCACACGGAGCGCACCUGCCUGUCGCUCUGGCACGAAGCCUCCGGAUCUGCAGCCUGGCAGGGCCGCCGCCCAGUUUCUCAGUGUUUCUACCGCGUGCGGGAGCUCAUGAGUACUUUAUAAACUCCAUUUAGGUACUUCAGGAAACAUGCAGCAUUUUUUAAAAAAUGGAAAUUGUUUUCUACUUCAUUUUUCCUUUUAGGGUCAAGGGAUAUUUAUUUAUAGGCCUUUUUUUAAAUAGAAUCUGAGGCUGUUUGGGCUUUGACUUAAAUUUCCAUCAGGUCUCUCUCCAGCAGGUAAUCCCUCUCCUGCUGGGUCCCCUCGGGGAGGUGUGAGCUCAAGGACCCAGCCCCAAAACACUUUUCCUGCUUUUCUUAAUCCUUUUCCAGUCCCCUCUUUUUUAUAAACAUUGCCAGUUUGCUGUUUCUGUUCCGUCAUGACGUCAUCCACUUCACUGUAGCCUACAUUCCAAUCCAAGGUUGGAUAUUGUUCAGAUGAGCUGGGCCGAGCUGGGAACUAAAGGCGGCCUCCGCCCUGCCACUCCUCCCUGGCUCGGGGGCCGGGUCCCUGCUGGAAGCGGCUGCAUCUUCCUCUCAGCUCCCGUUUCCAUGGUGACCGGUGUGACACAGCCACCCUGGCAUGGCUGACCUUCCUGCCCUGCAGAGAGAAGCCGCAGCCUCUUGCCUGUGGAAGGAGAUGCUGGGCAGCGCAGUGCGGAGGGUGACGGGGAUGUCUGGUGACAGCCGCGCAGACACCGCACCUCCCCGCAGCGCUGCCUCCCAGCACCGGGGUCGCGGGCACAUCCUGCUGAGCGCAUGGGUCCUGCCCCCUCUCAGAGUCAAAGGCGAAGGGGCUUCCAGGCACUGGGGUAUUGGGGUGUCACCUGAAGUCCUUCUGAUGUCACCCUGCUUCAUCAUUUUCUGUGACGUGAUUGGAACCCAUUCUUCAAGCACAAUAAUCGUCACAGACUUCAGUUGGCUUCCUAAAGCAAAGGCUCCAGGUUUGUUUGGAAAAUUUUUUUGAUUUCUGAAAUGAAUUGAUUUUAAUAUUUGGGGCAUCUCUAUAGAAAGUGACCAGUAAGUACAGGAAAGCAAUGUUUACUAACUUCCUCAGAGAGAUUCGCAGUACGCGUUUCUCCACUGACAGAUGCUUGAAAACAAACAACCUUCAGCUCCUUUUCAAUCUCCUUGACUUGCUAGCGUGGACACUGCCAGCCAGGCCAGACGGGGACGGAGGAAACCGAAGUCGAUUUCAGGGCUCUGGGCCUGUUGGACACGGAAGAAAUUCUAGUGUAGCCUUGGUAGCUACCAGUCAUUGAUUUUAGAACUGGAGAAUGCGAAGAUUCAUUUUUAAAGGAGAAGAACCUGCACAUGGCCAAUGACGGAGGUGAACAAACUAAGAUAUUCUGAGGGAAGGGACCCAGGCCACCCCCUUCCCUGCAGGUCUGCAGAUGAAGGGUUUUUUGAAUGAAAUGCCACCGUGCAUUUUCAGAAAAAAUCUCUGAUAGCCAGACUUUAAAUGGAUGUUUGUUCCUCCUGAUUCUCUCUUCUCUUGUGUGGUGACUUAGAGUUGGUGGGUAUUCAGAACUGUGAAUGUACAUAGCAUUGAGUCAGAUUCCUCGUGUGUGUGAAGGGACGUGGCGGGCCUCCUGGUGGCCUGGGAGCCAGGCCGUGGCAGGUGCAGCAUGGCCCAGGCCUGCGGGGGCGUGAGGGCAGAGGGAGGGUCGCCGUGAAGGAACUUGGGAUUUUCAGUGGAAUAAAUAAAACAUACUGUCUUCUAUACUUGGGA